Dujonia railenensis is the source of this 1122-nucleotide messenger RNA. Lineage: Eukaryota; Fungi; Ascomycota; Pichiomycetes; Serinales; Debaryomycetaceae. The record is from the annotation of a GenBank genome assembly.
AUGGAGUCAAUCAAGCAUAGAAAGAACAGUGAAACGUACACGUUCACUACACCUGCUGCUGAUUCUUCGAUCGAGAUCUUGAAUGAAUUUUAUUGGACUCAGGAACUGGAACCACACGUUGCUAGGAGGAAGGCUAUAUUGAAAAAGUAUCCUGAGGUAAGUAAGCUCACAGGGUAUGAACCUAUCACCAAAUGGUACGUUUUGGGGGUGGUUGCCUUGCAAUUACUGGUUGCCUACUACUUAAGAAACACAUCACCGAUCUCAUGGAAAUUUUUCACUCUCGCGUACGUAAUUGGUGCAACAUCAAACCAAGCGAUAUUCUUAGCGAUACAUGAAUUAUCACACAACUUGUUGUUCAAGAAACCGUUACACAACAAGCUCUUUGCCAUCUUUACCAACGUCCCCAUCGGAAUCCCAUACUCCGCCUCGUUCCAACCAUAUCAUCAAUUGCAUCAUAAGUUUCUCGGAGAUUCCUUUUUGGACACAGACUUACCUACUAAAUACGAAGGUAUUUUACUUUCGAAUGUUUUGGGUAAAGUUUUCUUUGCAACAUGCCAAAUCUUCUUCUAUGCGUUGAGGCCAAUGUUUAUAACACAGAUCCAAUUUACUUAUAUUCAUUUAUUUAACAUAGUAUUUCAGAUCUCCUUUGAUGUGGCACUUGUAAAGCUAUCCGGGUGGAACUCAUUAUCAUACUUCAUUAUGAGCUCUUUCCUUGCAGGAUCAUUGCACCCAUGUGCUGGGCAUUUCAUUGCUGAACAUUAUGUGUUGAACGAAGAGAACAAGCCAAGAUCAGCAAAGGAGUUGGACAAUCAUGUAAAUAUUGCUCCUGAAUUGUUGCCCAUGGAAACCUUUUCGUAUUACGGACCAUUGAAUGCGUUGACAUGGAACGUUGGUUACCAUAAUGAACAUCACGACUUCCCAUACAUCGCGUGGACAAAAUUGCCAGAGUUACGUAGAAUUGCGGCCGAAUUCUAUGAGCCAUUGCCUCAAAUUAGCUCUUGGUGCGGAGUAUUGUGGUGGUUCUGCUUUAACGAUAUCAACACAUUAUGGAAUAGGGUGAAAAGAGUAGGAAAACAAAAGUCGGGUAAAAAGGUCGGGAUCAGAUUAGAUUUGAAUGAAUGA